CUCUGGGACUAUCGCCAGGGUCCAGAAUCAACCGCAACUUCUCAGGUUACCGAGGGCAGACAAGGGGCAGGGCCAGGGCACCAGCAGAGGAGAAAGAGCUUAGCUGGCCAAGCUGAAGAGGAGAGAGGUCAUCAGGGACUACCAGAUCAUGGCAGCAGCGACCGCCUGGAUCCUGGCACAGAAAAAGAUAUCCAGCAACUUAAAGUACUCAGCUGUGUGGGAUAUUGCAUAAAUCCUGGAAGACUGUGAUAAAGUGGCAAUGUCUCGAGAACCCACCCCACCUCUCCCUGGAGAUAUGUCUACUGGUCCUAUAGCAGAAAGCUGGUGUUAUACACAGGUUAAAGUAGUAAAAUUUUCCUACAUGUGGACGAUUAAUAACUUCAGUUUUUGUCGAGAGGAAAUGGGUGAAGUGUUAAAAAGUUCAACAUUCUCAUCUAGCCCCAGUGACAAAAUGAAAUGGUGCCUGAGGGUAAAUCCAAAGGGAUUAGAUGAUGAAAGUAAAGACUACUUGUCCUUAUAUUUGCUUUUAGUCAGCUGCCCAAAAAGUGAAGUUCGAGCAAAAUUCAAAUUUUCCCUUCUGAACGCUAAAAGGGAAGAGACAAAAGCAAUGGAAAGCCAAAGAGCAUAUCGAUUUGUACAAGGGAAAGACUGGGGUUUUAAAAAAUUCAUUCGAAGGGAUUUUUUGCUUGAUGAAGCUAAUGGUCUUUUACCAGAUGACAAGCUUACAUUAUUUUGUGAGGUGAGUGUGGUCCAAGAUUCAGUAAAUAUAUCAGGACAUACUAAUACAAAUACUUUGAAGGUGCCUGAAUGUCGACUAGCAGAAGAUUUAGGUAAUCUCUGGGAAAACACACGAUUUACAGAUUGCAGUUUUUUUGUGAGAGGACAAGAAUUUAAAGCGCAUAAAUCUGUACUUGCAGCUCGAUCCCCAGUUUUUAAUGCAAUGUUUGAACAUGAAAUGGAAGAAAGCAAAAAGAAUCGAGUGGAAAUAAAUGAUGUAGACCCUGAGGUUUUUAAAGAAAUGAUGAGAUUCAUUUACACAGGGAAAGCGCCAAACCUUGACAAAAUGGCUGACAACUUGUUGGCAGCUGCAGACAAAUAUGCACUGGAACGGCUGAAGGUCAUGUGUGAAGAAGCUUUGUGUAGUAACCUCUCAGUAGAAAACGUUGCUGAUACCCUUGUCCUUGCAGAUUUGCACAGUGCAGAACAGUUGAAAGCACAAGCCAUAGACUUUAUUAAUAGGUGCAGUGUACUUCGACAGCUUGGGUGUAAAGAUGGGAAAAACUGGAACAGCAACCAAGCAACGGACAUAAUGGAAACGUCAGGGUGGAAGUCCAUGAUUCAGUCUCAUCCCCAUUUAGUAGCAGAAGCCUUCAGAGCACUAGCAUCUGCACAGUGUCCACAGUUUGGCAUUCCACGCAAACGGCUAAAACAGUCCUGAAAUCUUCCAUGAACUGUAGAAAAAUGGAAUUGACUUUUACUCCUCCAGGUCCAGAAGGAUUCUAAUAUACAAACCAUAAGCAAGAGUUGUUUCUGUUGUCUAGUCCACAAACAGAAGCUGAAAAAGCGUAUUGCUUGCAUUUCAGGUGGAUAAUUUAUGGUUUAUUCUUCAGCUUUAAAUUAGACUGAUUAUACUUUAAUUCACUUCAAGGCCUUAAUCUUCAGUGACUUCUCUUGUUCAUAUAAUACUUUAAUUUUUUUAUUGUGCCUUGUCAUUUUGACCAAGGCUAUGCCAGAUUGCACUAGCUCCAUAAUGCAGUAAUAUUGAUAACUGAAGAUGAUAAGUUUCAAAAGGAUCUUCCAUUAGUUUGAGAAAAGCAAAAUGAAUUUUAUAGGGUUUGUCGUAUGCUAUCUCAAAGUUUAAAACUAGGUUCUCCUUAAAAGCACUUGUAUUGGAGAUUACUGGUAAUAUUUCCAAUCUAAGUUCUGUAAAUACAGGAGAACCUUCUUACCUUCAAGGUAAGUUGUGGCAAUACACUGCUUCAAUUCUAAUUUAUUUUUCAUUUCAGAGGGCAAAUAUGCAAUGAAUUGGCCCAAAUUUUUAGUAAAAUUUGUGAUGUUUGUCUAUAUGUUAAUUGUCCAGCAAACUAAGAGAAGCAUAACAAACCUUUGUUUGUGUUUCUUUGUGGGUUUAUCCAAGUUUACAAUGAUUGAGAACUGAUUGAGGUUAAGGUUUCAAUAAGAAAGCAUGUUUUGUGCUGAAUUAAUUUUUUUUAAUUUAUAGUGACCUACAUUUAUAUGAAGAAUUCUGUAUAUGUUAAAAGUAAGGAUGACCAAAUGUAAAUUAAUGAGUGGGCCAAUUAAGAAAGAUAUAUAUGCACUUUUAAUGUGUAACUUUUGUAUGCUCAGUGGUACAUAUAUUUUUUUGCUUUUGAGGAAAUUAAUAAGGUAUAAUUAAUUGUGUCUUAACUUUUGAAAGAAUUUUUAAAGACAGAUGGAGGUAACUGGGAUGUUUGUGAUAAUAGAUAAGAAAGAUAUCCUUGAUUAUAGUUAAAUUGGUUUGAAUUUCAGAUAUUCAUUAUUGAAUUUACUCCUGUUUUAUCAUACUUUGGAGAAAGCACCCGAACAGCAGACGAAUCCUGGACAGUCCACUCUCCUAAAAACAAUGAACUGAUAUUAUUUGCAGACCAAAGGAGAGAACCCUUAGAAAUAUGUCAGACCACACUCUAACCCGUUUUUUCCCCCUAGCUUUCUCUUUUCUCUUUCAGUUACUGUACUAACAUUGUGGGUGAUAUUGAAAUUCUGCGUAAUGUGAACAGGAUAAACUAUUUAUAAACUGCUUUUCAUGGGCCAGUUCUUUAUUAUAAAUGAAUUUUUGCUUUAAACACAUAUGCAUGUUCAGUGUUUGAUAGCUCUGUUCACAGUGAAGGUCUGUUCUGGUGCAUUGUCCCAGAGAAGUAGGAGUGAUCAGUGACAAGUUGCUGCAUCUGCUUGCGUGCAACAGUGACAACAUCCUUCUUAGGCAAGACUUAUAUUUGAGCACAACGAAAAAAAUGUGUCACUGGAAAAAAAAAUGCAGAUACCUAUAUAUUUGCAUAUAUAACUUUAAUCUCCCAAUUAAAAUUUGUAUAAUUUGUUUAGUUUUUGAAUUCAGGACAAAAGGAAAAAAGUGAAGCCUGAGAUUUUAAAAUAGAUUUUAUUUUUGUUAUCUGUUAGGUACUCACUGAAGCAGUCCUAAUAUCAAGUGUAAUUUAUAUUUACAUUGAACAGACACUGUCAAAUAAGCAUUUGUUAUCCACAACAAACUGGAGUUUAAACAGAUCAUAUUUUCUGACAUCUUCGUUUCUUUCUGUGUAGUUUGAGUCUUUGUUGUAUUAACUUAAAUUUGAAAUUGGAAGAAUCCCUUGGAUUAGAAGAAAGAUUCUUACAUGUUAAUGGGCUCCAUCCUAUGUAAAAGUACUAUAGAGAUCACAAACUCACUUCCUUAACUUCACCGUAAGAUUGAGUUUUUUAAAUUUACGAUGUACAAUUUAAAAAAUGCACACACACAUGGGUAUACAUUUUAAGAUUUUGCCAGGGUCUUAUAAGAAAACAAAAAUUCCUUACUCAGGCUGUAGAAUUUUAUUGUCAUACUUCAAAAAAAAGAUACUGGUGUAUCCAUUUAUAUUAAAUGCACACAGGCACAUUGUGAGUUAAUUCACUGCUUGAGUCUACAUUUCUAACCAUAGUGACUUCAGUAAUAACACCAUAUAAUGAACAUUUCAGCUUGCCCUUACUUACUUAUUUUAGUGUUUAUUGCAAAUCUUAAGGGUUUUAUUUUAAAGAAUUCUUCUUUAGGUUGGUAGCACAUUUUAUACCAAAAAACGUCAAACACUGUGCUGUAAGAAUAUCCACGUUUGUAGAAGUGUUCACUUUUGAGAUAAUAUAAUGCCUACCAUUAUACUAACAGAGUCGUAUGGUAGUUGAUUUAUUUUUUUUAUUUAUUAUGUAUGUUUUUGGUAUUGUUGGUUCUUGAGGCAAUGAUAAAAAUCUGCUAAUGUAUUCUGACAUGAGUGCUCUAAUAGCCUUUUUUUUUUAACUACAUACAGUGUUUUCACUAGGCACAAAUUCUGUCUACAGCAGUCUUGCCUUUUGAACCAUCAGUCUGCUCCUCUUUCCCCGUUUAUCACCUAAACAGCUUUUCCUUAGAAAAGUAGUGACUGGUUUUAAAUGUUAUAUAUUAUGAAAGUAAGCAUUGGAGAACUGUUCUUUAGAUUGAGAUACAGAAACAAUAUAUUUGUGCCUUUUUCGUUUUUUAAUUUUAACCUGUAUCGGUAUUUGGAGCACAAAUAUGAAGGUGCCAUAAUAUUAUGGCUUGCCAUUGUUACCUCCUUGAAUACUCAUGUCAUUGUCUUGAAAUAGUAAUUGAAGAACCUUGCAUGUAUUACGUGGUCAUUUGGGUGUGUGUGUGUGUGAGUGUGUUGUAGACGUACUUAUAUUUGCUUGACCUUUGUGUGUG
Diceros bicornis minor is the source of this 4435-nucleotide messenger RNA. RefSeq names its product speckle type BTB/POZ protein like (gene SPOPL). The coding region runs from base 260 to 1438 and encodes 392 amino acids. The record is from RefSeq and is a predicted model, not a curated record. Lineage: Eukaryota; Metazoa; Chordata; Mammalia; Perissodactyla; Rhinocerotidae. Gene Ontology annotation, cellular component: nucleus; cytoplasm. Gene Ontology annotation, biological process: proteasome-mediated ubiquitin-dependent protein catabolic process; regulation of proteolysis. The transcript has 11 exons. Gene Ontology annotation, molecular function: ubiquitin protein ligase binding.